Molecule: messenger RNA, 1019 nt
Organism: Saimiri boliviensis boliviensis (Bolivian squirrel monkey)
Lineage: Eukaryota; Metazoa; Chordata; Mammalia; Primates; Cebidae
Source: RefSeq, a predicted model, not a curated record
AUGGAGCCUUGGACAAGUUACUUGCCCUCCCUGAUCUUGUAUGUAAUUGAGGACGCUUCCAGUGUGGAUACCAUGACAAAAAGAAGAGCCUUCUUGAGCACCAGGACCAGGCCUAGACUCAGUGCAGCACUUCUGCCAGUGCCACGUCCAACGCCAACUCAAGUGACUGUGACGCCGCUGCAUGGUGUGGCCCACCCGGGUCUCAUCUUCCCUGGCUGCGGGGUCCCUGCCAUCCAACCAGUGCUCAGCGGCCUGUCCAGGAUCGUCAAUGGGGAGGACGCUGUCCCAGGCUCCUGGCCCUGGCAGGUGUCCCUGCAGGACAAAACCGGCUUCCACUUCUGCGGCGGCUCCCUCAUCAGCGAGGACUGGGUGGUCACCGCUGCCCACUGUGGGGUCAGAACCUCUGAUGUGGUCGUGGCCGGGGAGUUUGACCAGGGCUCUGACGAGGAGGACAUCCAGGUCCUGAAGAUUGCCAAGGUCUUCAAGAACCCCAAGUUCAGCAUGCUGACCGUGCGCAAUGACAUCACCCUGCUGAAGCUGGCCACGCCCGCCCAAUUCUCUGAGACAGUGUCAGCUGUGUGCCUGCCCAGCGCCGACGAUGACUUCCCCGCAGGGACCCUGUGUGCCACCACCGGCUGGGGCAAGACCAAGUACAACGCCAACAAGACCCCUGAGAAGCUGCAGCAGGCAGCCCUGCCCCUUGUGUCCAACGCCGACUGCAAGAAGUUCUGGGGCAGCAAGAUCACCGACGUGAUGGUCUGCGCCGGGGCCAGUGGCGUCUCCUCCUGCAUGGGCGACUCCGGCGGCCCCCUGGUCUGCCAGAAGGAUGGAGCCUGGACCCUGGUGGGCAUUGUGUCCUGGGGCAGCGGCACCUGCUCCACUACCACGCCUGCUGUGUACGCCCGCGUCACCAAGCUCCUGCCCUGGGUGCAGGAGAUCCUGGCCGCCAACUGAGCCCGAGACUUCUACUCCCUCUGCCCCAAGAUUUCCCAUUAAAUGCAUCUGUUUAGAAGCACUGA